UGGCAACACAGGUUGAGGGACACGUCAUCAAGCGAAUGACGACGGCUGGAGAGCUGUAGUGUCUGCUUGUUUGUCAGUAUUGUAUCAGAUAACGGAGGAUUUGCUUUGUGCGCAGUCGGGAUGCUAAAAGACGAAAACGGGCUGAAGUCGGCCAAAAACUCUGAACUUUCUCUUCAAUGGGUAGUUCAGUGGUUUUUCUAAAACAAACGCCAAGGCCGUUUUAAUCAUGGGAAGGAUCAACUUUUCGUGCCUUUUCCCGGCUUCGUGGCAUUUUAGCCUGUCCUCCCAGGUUCUCCCUCGUCUCUUGAUACCGUCACUACGACAGCUGCUUUUCCUAGGCUUUGUGCUCUUUCUCGUGGGACUGCUCUACCUGUUCCUCGUCACUGGAAAGGGUCAUGUCAGCUGGAUCAGAAAGGAAAAGUACUUCCACAGGCACUUGGCAAGGGUGACUGAUGUGGAAGCAACAGAUACGAGCAAUCCAAACCUAAACUAUGGCCUGGUAGUAGACUGCGGCAGCAGUGGUUCGAGGAUGUUUGUCUACUGGUGGCCACGGCACAAUGGUAAUCCCCAUGACCUGCUGGACAUCAGGCAAAUGAGAGAUCAACACUACAAACCGGUGGUCAUGAAAAUCAAGCCUGGCAUCUCGGAAUUGGCCAAAACGCCAGAGAAAGCCAGUGACUACAUCUACCCACUUCUGAGCUUUGCAGCCAAACACAUUCCUAAAAAUAAGCACCAGGAGACUCCUUUGUACAUUCUUUGCACAGCUGGAAUGCGAAUCCUGCCAGAAAGUCAACAGCAAGCGCUUCUGGAGGACCUGCGAACAGACAUCCCUGUUUACUUCAACUUCCUCUUCUCUGAUUCUCAUGUGGAAGUCAUUUCUGGAAAACAGGAAGGUGUGUAUGCAUGGAUUGGAAUCAACUUUGUCCUCGGAAGGUUUGACCAUGUGCACAAUGAUGGUGAUGCUGUCGUAGAGGUGCAUGUCCCAGGCAGUGAUCAGCAGGAGGCCCUGGUGAGAAAAAGAACAGCUGGGGUCCUGGACAUGGGUGGCGUCUCCACACAGAUUGCAUAUGAAGUGCCCAAAACUGAGGAAGUUGCCAAGAAUUUGCUAGCUGAAUUUAAUUUGGGGUGUGAUGCACAUCGCACAGAGCAUGUGUAUCGUGUGUAUGUGUCCACCUUCCUUGGGUUUGGUGGAAACGCAGCACGGAAAAGAUAUGAGGACAGGCUCAUCCGGAAUACGGCCACUCGAAAUAAGCUGUUGGGUCAGCGCACUGGUGAGACAGAGUUUCCUUUCCUGGAUCCUUGCCUACCAAAAGAUCUGCAGGAUGAAAUUGGAACUCCUGCACAGAAGUUCCAUCUGCGGGGCACAGGGGACUUUGACCAGUGCAGGCAGCUUCUCCAGCCCUUCCUUAACUGCACCAGUGAGAAUCAAACCUCUUUGAGUGGCAUGUACCAACCAGCUAUUGACUACAACAACAGCCAGUUCUACGGCUUCUCUGAGUUCUACUACUGUAUGGAGGAUGUGCUACGCAUGGGUGGGGAUUACAAUGCUUCUAAGUAUGCCCAAGCUGCCAAGAGUUACUGUGCCACUCAGUGGAAGACUCUGAGAGAGCUUGACUCUGGCUUGUACGCCUCACAUGCUGAUCUGCACAGACUGAAGUACCAGUGUUUUAAGUCGGCGUGGAUGUAUGAAGUAUUCCAUUCAGGGUUUUCUUUCCCUAAAAAUUACAAAAACCUGAGACUUGCACUUUUGGUGUACGAUAAGGAGGUCCAGUGGACUCUCGGAGCUAUACUCUACAGAACACGUUUUCUACCUUUAAGGUAAAACAUUUCUCCUCUG
Messenger RNA from Thalassophryne amazonica, 1837 nucleotides. Its product is annotated as ectonucleoside triphosphate diphosphohydrolase 4-like. The record is from RefSeq and is a predicted model, not a curated record. Gene Ontology annotation, cellular component: membrane. Gene Ontology annotation, biological process: nucleoside diphosphate catabolic process. NCBI's taxonomy places the organism in Eukaryota, Metazoa, Chordata, Actinopteri, Batrachoidiformes, Batrachoididae. Gene Ontology annotation, molecular function: nucleoside diphosphate phosphatase activity.